UUAGCUAGCGCUCGCUCUGCUCUCUCUAACGGGGAAACAGCGGACUACAAGAGACUGAACUGCAUCUGCCUCUAUUUCCAACAGACUCACGUUCAACUUUCGCUCACAACAAAAAAAAAAAGCCGGGAAAAUUUUAUUAAUCCUUUUUUUAAAAAAAAAGUUAAUAUAAAAUUAUAGCAAAAAAAAAAAAAAGGAACCUGAACUUUAGUAACACAGCUGGAACAAUCCGCAGCGGCGGCGGCAGCGGCGGGAGAAGAGAUUUAAUUUAGUUGAUUUUCUGUGGUUGUUGGUUGUUCGCUAGUCUCACGGUGAUGGAAGCUGCACAUUUUUUCGAAGGGACCGAAAAGCUGCUGGAGGUUUGGUUCUCCAGGCAGCAGCCCGACGCAAACCAAGGAUCUGGGGAUCUCCGCACCAUCCCGAGAUCCGAGUGGGACAUACUUUUGAAGGAUGUGCAAUGUUCAAUCAUAAGUGUGACAAAAACUGACAAGCAGGAAGCUUAUGUACUCAGUGAGAGUAGCAUGUUUGUCUCCAAGAGACGUUUCAUUUUGAAGACAUGUGGUACCACCCUCUUGCUGAAAGCACUGGUUCCCCUGUUGAAACUUGCUCGGGAUUACAGUGGUUUUGACUCCAUUCAAAGCUUCUUUUAUUCUCGUAAGAAUUUCAUGAAGCCUUCUCACCAAGGGUACCCACACCGGAAUUUCCAGGAAGAAAUAGAGUUUCUCAAUGCAAUUUUCCCAAAUGGAGCAGCAUAUUGUAUGGGACGUAUGAAUUCUGACUGUUGGUACUUGUAUACUUUGGAUUUCCCAGAGAGUCGGGUAAUCAGCCAGCCAGAUCAAACCCUGGAAAUUCUGAUGAGUGAGCUUGACCCAGCAGUUAUGGACCAGUUCUACAUGAAAGAUGGUGUUACUGCAAAGGAUGUCACUCGUGAGAGUGGAAUUCGUGACCUGAUACCAGGUUCUGUCAUUGAUGCCACAAUGUUCAAUCCUUGUGGGUAUUCAAUGAAUGGAAUGAAAUCGGAUGGAACUUAUUGGACUAUUCACAUCACUCCAGAACCAGAAUUUUCUUAUGUUAGCUUUGAAACAAACUUAAGUCAGACCUCCUAUGAUGACCUGAUCAGGAAAGUUGUGGAAGUCUUCAAGCCAGGAAAAUUUGUGACCACCCUGUUUGUAAAUCAGAGUUCUAAAUGUCGCACAGUACUUUCUUCGCCCCAGAAGAUUGAAGGUUUUAAACGUCUUGAUUGCCAGAGUGCUAUGUUCAAUGAUUACAAUUUUGUUUUUACCAGUUUUGCUAAGAAGCAGCAACAACAGCAGAGUUGAUUAAGAAAAAUGAAGAAAAAACGCAAAAAGAGA
Molecule: messenger RNA, 1349 nt
Organism: Equus quagga
Lineage: Eukaryota; Metazoa; Chordata; Mammalia; Perissodactyla; Equidae
Product: S-adenosylmethionine decarboxylase proenzyme
Exons: 1
Coding region: 312-1316 (334 amino acids)
Biological process (GO): spermidine biosynthetic process; spermine biosynthetic process
Cellular component (GO): cytosol
Molecular function (GO): adenosylmethionine decarboxylase activity; putrescine binding
Source: RefSeq, a predicted model, not a curated record